This is a messenger RNA of Salvelinus namaycush (lake trout), 325 nucleotides long. RefSeq names its product tyrosine-protein kinase Tec-like. The annotation marks the transcript as partial. The transcript is spliced from 3 exons. The record is from RefSeq and is a predicted model, not a curated record. Lineage: Eukaryota; Metazoa; Chordata; Actinopteri; Salmoniformes; Salmonidae.
AUGAGUGCUGACCGGCUAUUGGAGGAGACCCUGAUGAAGCGGUCUCAGCAGAAGAGGAUAACAUCGCCGCUGAACUACAAGGAGAGAGUGUUUGUUCUCACUAAGACCAAGCUCACAUACUAUGAGUUCAGAGCCGAGAAGAAGUUUAAGAAGGGGUCAAUCGACCUGCAGAAAGUCAGGUGUGUGGAGAUCGUGAAGAAUGGAGGAGGAGUCAUACCCUGUCAGAACAAAUACCCCUUCCAAGUGGUGCAUGACUCCAGUACUCUCUACGUAUUCUCUCCUAGCCCUGAGAGUAGGAACAUCUGGGUCCAAAUUAUCAAGGAAG